This is a messenger RNA of Cornus florida, 2193 nucleotides long. Its product is annotated as histidine kinase CKI1-like. NCBI's taxonomy places the organism in Eukaryota, Viridiplantae, Streptophyta, Magnoliopsida, Cornales, Cornaceae. Gene Ontology annotation, cellular component: nucleus. The record is from RefSeq and is a predicted model, not a curated record. Gene Ontology annotation, biological process: phosphorylation; phosphorelay signal transduction system. The coding region runs from base 1 to 2193 and encodes 730 amino acids. The transcript has 4 exons. Gene Ontology annotation, molecular function: phosphorelay sensor kinase activity.
AUGUUCACAUUCGCGUUAUUUCUUAUAAUCAUCGGCACUAUGGUUAUAUCCAUCGUCCCAUUCAUGUUCUUAAUUGUUAGAGCAGCUAGAAGAGAGAUGCACUUAUGUGCUGCACUCAUAAGACAAAUGGAAUCAACCCAACAAGCAGAAAGAAAGAGUAUGAACAAGAGUCUCGCAUUUGCAAGCGCAAGCCAUGACGUGCGUGCCUCUCUAGCCGGCAUUACUGGUUUGAUAGAGAUAUGUCGCGAGGAAGUUGCCCCUCUGUCAGAAUUCGAAACAAAUUUAAUGCAGAUGGAAGUUUGUAUAAAUGACCUUCUGGGGUUAUUGAAUUCAAUUCUUGACACAAGUAAAAUUGAAGCUGGCAAGAUGCAACUUGAAGAGGAGGAAUUUGAUCUGGCGCAGUUUCUUGAAGAUGCCGUUGAUUUACAUUAUCCUGUAGGAAUGAAAAAAGGGGUAGAUUUGGUGUUGGACCCUUGUGACGGUUCCAUUUCUAAAUCUGCACUCGUUAAAGGUGACCGGGGAAAAUUGAAACAGAUAUUGUGCAACUUACUGAGUAAUGCUGUCAAAUUUACCUCCGAGGGACAUGUAACGGUUCGAGCUUGGGCAAAGAAACCGAGCUUCAAGAAUUCAAUACUCGAUUCCAAUAGGAAAAGUUCAUUGAGUUGCUUAUCAUGCUUAUUUUUUAAGAACCAUGAAGCAUACAAUGACCCUGAAGUUGAAGCCAUGAAAACAAUCCAACAAAAUUCAGAUUGUCUGGAAUUUGUGGUUGAGGUGGAUGAUACAGGAAAAGGAAUUCCGAAAGAGAAGAAAGAAUCUGUAUUCGAAAACUAUGUCCAGGUCAAAGAGACAGCUCUUGGACAAGGAGGCACUGGCUUAGGACUUGGUAUUGUUCAAUCUUUGGUACGUCUGAUGGGUGGAGAGAUACAAAUUGUGGAUAAGGAAAUUGGUGAAAAGGGAACCAUCUUCAGGUUCAAUGCCUUCCUCACAACAUGUACUAGUAGCUAUGCAAGAGAAGAUGUCGAAUCACAUGGUGGUUAUAUAUCCAGUGAUUCAUAUCAAAACUCAGGGCCAAGUAAUUGCACCCCCAGCCCAAAGCCAGAGUUGUCCCAAGUCAUACUCUUCAUUCAAAGCGAUGAACGUCAAAGAACUUCACAAAAAUUCAUGGAGAGCCUAGGGAUAAAAGUGCAUGCAGUAAAACAAUGGGAGCAACUUCCUCAUUACCUGAAGAAGAUAAAACAGAAACUGAACUUUUGGUGGUUCAGCCCUUCAGGAAGAUCAGAUGUGAGCUCGAGGAGUGAUUACAUGAGCAGAACGGGUACUAGAGCAAAGGAUUUGCCUUUAAGUGCCAUGGAUGGGUCAGACCAGAUACCACCCGUUCACAGGAGGACUAAUUAUAGAGGUGUGCCCAACUUCAUACUAAUUGUGAUUGAUACUAAUGCUGGACCAUUUCGGGAAUUAAGCAAGGCUGUGGCUGAAUUCAGAAGAGACCUUGUUAAUACUUUCUGCAGAGUUGUUUGGAUAGAUAAACCAGGUGCUCAUAACAUCCAUUCGAAAGGCCUCAAUGGGGACAAGCUCCCUCCAACCGAUCUCAUCAUAUCUAAGCCGUUACACGGCUCUCGUUUAUAUCAUCUGAUUGGACUUCUACCGGAGUUUGGAGGUACAUUGCAGUGUAAUACAACCGAAACAAGGAGGCCAAACAAGUACCAAGUUGAAAAAAUUUCUUCCGAGUCCAAACAAGGAGGCCAAACAGGUAGCAUGAGCAGUGAUCAGCAACCUUUGAGUGGGAAAAGAGUGUUGGUUGCUGAGGAUAAUGCCUUGUUGCUUAAGCUGACUAUGUCUAUUUUAUCUCGGCUUGGUGCAACUGUUGAACUCUGUGAAAAUGGAGAAGCAGCUUUGGAACUGGUUUGCAAAGGUCUAAGUGAUCAAAGGAAAAGCAGAGCUUCUGGGGUUCUUCCUUAUGAUUAUAUAUUAAUGGACUGUGAGAUGCCGGUAAUGGAUGGGUUCGAGGCAACAAGACGUAUACGGGAGGAGGAGACAUAUUACGGUGUUCACAUACCCAUCAUUGCAUUGACUGCUCAUACAGCAGGUGAGGAAGCAGGAAGGAUGAUCGAAGCUGGAUUGGAUUUUCAUUUAACCAAGCCUCUGAAAAAGGAACAGCUAUUGGAAGCCAUCAAAUACAUCCAUAGUAAAUGA